Messenger RNA from Tigriopus californicus, 2057 nucleotides. RefSeq names its product zinc finger protein-like. Gene Ontology annotation, molecular function: DNA-binding transcription factor activity, RNA polymerase II-specific; RNA polymerase II transcription regulatory region sequence-specific DNA binding. The record is from RefSeq and is a predicted model, not a curated record. Gene Ontology annotation, biological process: regulation of transcription by RNA polymerase II. The coding region runs from base 215 to 1846 and encodes 543 amino acids. Lineage: Eukaryota; Metazoa; Arthropoda; Copepoda; Harpacticoida; Harpacticidae. Gene Ontology annotation, cellular component: nucleus. The transcript is spliced from 2 exons.
ACCAGUUAUAGGGUAAUUCAAAAAGUCGUAAAAUCUGAACGAGCUGUUUCGCUUUAAAGGCAGCUCGGAAAUGAGUCGUUAUAGUCUGCGGCCACGUCUCCCAGCCCAUAAAAUGACGAGACUCCAGCCUGACAAAAAACGUCUCAAAAUGGCUGUCCCGUUUGGGUAACCAACAUCCUUGUCAGCCCAAAAAUCCAGAGCCAAAACUUUUAUCAUGGUGAACGUGAUAACGUUGAAGAAUCCAAUCUCCGGGUCCGACUUUUACGUCUCGGGCGACGAUCCCAAGGACUAUUUUUGGGACAUCCAUUGCACCGAUGGGUCCAUCCGCAUCGAUGCUCGACCCAUGUGGAUUGCUAUCCCUAUCUUACGUCGGGUUUUGGGCUCGAUUCCCGGGGGAAUCUGGAUGUAUACGGAUGUGGCUCUGUCGUUUGCGGAUGAAAGAGUGGAAGUGGUGCAAGCUGCUCUGGAACUACUUUUAUUAGGCGAGACUUCCGUUACCGAAGCCGAACUUUUGACGGAUAUUAAUGGGGUGAUGAGGGCCUUUGGCGUUCGCAAUGCGGCCUUGAUGGAAUCUCGUCCCCAGAGUUCACAAACGGAGAGCCCCCCUCCGAUUUCACCGCGCCCUCAGACUUCAGCUACCUCGCUCGAAGGACCCACUUGUCCUCGUUCACCCCGGCCUCGAUUUGAAGUAGCCACCGAGGCCAGUAAACUUGCUGCUCUGGCUCACAGCUCCCUCAAUGAGCAAAGUGUGAUCUGCGGGCUAUGUAGACUAGAGUUCCCGAUAUCCACUUUUGAAAGCGGCCACUUGGCCGGUCAGUUUAGACAGAAUCAUUUUGACACGUGCGCGUUGAAUCAUGCCUCAAAUACGUCGGUGAGCGAAUCCGAAGGUGAUGAAUCAAAUGAGGAACAGGGGAAGGGCGAUAAGGCCGACGAAUUGGAGGAUAUCAUCCAGAAUUGGACUAAGGCGCGAGCUCAACUCACGUCCAGUACCCGGAGGACCUUUGAAGAGCCCGAUAUUGACGCACUGAGGGCCGAGUUGAAGGCCUUGGAGGACUCCAAAUUGGUGGCCAAGGGGGAAAAAAUCCAGUGUGGCCUCUGCCGAAAGGUCUUGGUCGUAUCAGGGGCUCGGCGGUCGUUCCAAGGCAAGAUCCAAUACUUUAAGAAGAAACAUUACUACCCAAAUCAUUUCCCACAGAUUGCGUCGGCGUGUUCAUCGAUAUCGGAUCCAGGGGCAACCUCCAAUCCUGAGUCCAUUGGCCAGACCCUGGCCCUGGCUUUAUUGUUCCAAUGUCGGAGAUGUGACCGAGAGUUCAAGAGUGGUUUAGAGCUCAAGAGCCACUUUCAAAACGAAUGUGAUGGACCGAAGACGAACCCUCCCGGAGGGCCUUUCCAAUGUCAUUUGUGUCCGCAGGCUUUAUUCGAUGAGAUCGAUAUCGCCCUGGACCACUACAAACGUCAGCAUGAGGCGCACAUCUAUCAAUGUCCACGCUGCCCAAUCCUAUUCAAGACCAACACGAAACUCAAGUAUCAUCUCAAUAGUCACAAAGCCAAAACCCAGGAGCUGAGUCCGGAUGAGGCGGGAUUGAAGACGUGUGAUCUCUGCGAUCAGACCUUCUGCAACAAGGAAACCCUACUGAGACACGUGGCACGGAUCCAUCCGGAAAUGGCUCGAUUAAAGUACAAGCUAUUGAAUUGUCCGGUUUGUGAGCAACUCUUCCUGUCCAAGACCUACUUGGACGAUCACAUGAAGCAACACGAGCCUCGGGCCCAAUUCUCGUGCGAUCGUUGUGGAAAGGCGUAUUUUUGCAAGGAUAGUCUCCUUACACAUGUGAGGCGGAAACACUGACGGUGUGCAUGCAGUUACUAAACAUUGCGUUCAUUUUCAUAAGGCAAAUAAUCAAGAUCAUUACACACCAGCAGCAUAAUGUGGGUUGACAUAAUUGACAAAAAGAAACAAGGAUCGAAUGGGGGUUGGAGAUGACGAUUUAGACUUAAUCUCAACAGAGGCCUCAAGAUCUACAGUAGUUACGAAAAGAUAUAUCCAUAGUUGAUAGAUU